GGCUGCAGAAGCGGGCGGCUGCAGGGGCGGGCGGGCGGGUUGGCGUCCUCUUUCCCGCUGUUCCCCAUGGAGGCACUGGGGAAGCUGAAGCAGUUCGAUGCCUACCCCAAGACUCUGGAGGACUUCCGGGUCAAGACCUGCGGGGGCGCCACGGUGACCAUUGUCAGUGGCCUUCUCAUGCUGCUACUGUUCCUGUCCGAGCUGCAGUAUUACCUCACCACUGAGGUGCAUCCUGAACUCUACGUGGACAAGUCACGGGGAGAUAAACUGAAGAUCAACAUCAAUGUGCUUUUUCCACACAUGCCGUGUGCCUAUCUGAGCAUUGAUGCCAUGGAUGUGGCUGGGGAGCAGCAGCUGGAUGUGGAACACAACCUGUUCAAAAAACGGCUAGAUAAGGAUGGCUUUCCCGUGAGCUCAGAGGCGGAACGUCAUGAGCUCGGGAAAGUUGAGAUGAAGGUGUUUGACCCUGAUUCCCUGGACCCUAAUCGCUGUGAGAGCUGCUAUGGUGCCGAGACGGAAGACAUCAAGUGCUGUAACUCCUGUGAGGAUGUGCGGGAGGCAUAUCGCCGUCGAGGCUGGGCCUUCAAGAACCCAGACACUAUUGAGCAGUGCCGGCGAGAGGGCUUCAGCCAGAAGAUGCAGGAGCAGAAGAAUGAAGGCUGCCAGGUGUACGGCUUCUUGGAAGUCAACAAGGUGGCGGGAAACUUCCACUUUGCCCCCGGGAAGAGCUUCCAGCAGUCCCACGUGCACGUCCAUGACCUGCAGAGCUUUGGCCUCGACAAUAUCAACAUGACCCACUACAUCCAGCACCUGUCAUUCGGGGAGGACUACCCGGGCAUUGUGAACCCCCUGGACCACACCAACGUCACUGCACCCCAAGCCUCCAUGAUGUUCCAGUACUUUGUGAAGGUGGUGCCCACGGUGUACAUGAAGGUAGAUGGGGAGGUGCUGAGGACAAAUCAGUUCUCUGUGACCAGACAUGAGAAGGUCGCCAAUGGGCUGAUGGGCGAUCAGGGGCUUCCUGGAGUCUUCGUGCUGUAUGAGCUCUCGCCCAUGAUGGUGAAGCUGACGGAGAAGCACAGGUCCUUCACACACUUCCUGACAGGCGUGUGCGCUAUCAUCGGGGGCAUGUUCACAGUGGCCGGACUCAUCGACUCUCUCAUCUACCACUCAGCUCGAGCCAUCCAGAAGAAAAUUGAUCUAGGGAAGACAACAUAGUUGUCCGUCCCUUCCCCCGCAACAAGUCCCUGUUUUCCUUUGGCCUUGUGGUCAUUUUCCCAGCCUCUUACCCCACCCACCCCGCACAUCCCCUCUGCAGAGUCAGUCGCAGCCCCAGGUUGGUAAAUCUAUCGAUUGUGAUAGUA
Molecule: messenger RNA, 1364 nt
Organism: Delphinapterus leucas (beluga whale)
Lineage: Eukaryota; Metazoa; Chordata; Mammalia; Artiodactyla; Monodontidae
Gene: ERGIC3
Product: ERGIC and golgi 3
Biological process (GO): endoplasmic reticulum to Golgi vesicle-mediated transport; retrograde vesicle-mediated transport, Golgi to endoplasmic reticulum
Cellular component (GO): endoplasmic reticulum; Golgi membrane; COPII-coated ER to Golgi transport vesicle
Source: RefSeq, a predicted model, not a curated record